UCUUUGUUAUGAUGUUCCACGGUGUUUCUUUCGUUUCUUCUUCUGAUCCUGCACAAUGGCAUUAUUCGAUUGAUCAAUUCCCUUCAGGGGUUAGAGCGUGGUUUACAUGGGGGGAUGCAACGAUGUUCGACACUUUUUCCCUUUAAACGGUUUUCAGAUUGGGGAUUUGCAGUCUUAUCUUUCUGAUCUUAGCCUUUUCUUGGCUCCUGAGAGUAAGACAUUUUAUGUAUUGGUGGAUAAUAGGCCAUGGCUGGAAGACCUAGUCUCAGGGCCUGCACACCUGUGGCAGUUGAUGGUUACCAAGUCCAGGAUGUCCCCCUUUGCGAUCACACGAGGGCGGAAGGGAGGUAAAGGGGAUCCAGAGUUCAGUGAGCUCAAUUGCUGUUCCGACGCUUCAAGCCACACCCAAAAGUUGAAAAGAUGGUUGUCAAUGACAACACUUUCAAGAAAACGGGCCUUGCUACCUGUGAAGAAACUCCAAACUUCCUUGCUUGCAAAUAGCCAGUUGCAUAGAAUACUGUAUGGAUUUAUUGUUUUUGAAGUGGUAUGGAAUGAUGUCCGUGGGAUCAAUUAUCUGAAUGAGCUUCAGACUGCUACAUCUCUUGCUAUAGAGGCCAAAUACAUGAGAAGAUGGGAAUUUGAUAGUAUAGCUCAAGCUGCUACAGGCAUAACUUCAUGGUUUCCAGGGACUCCAUAUGAGCGUCUUCUCUUGGAACAGCAUCUCAAUUCUAUGCUAGGAGAAGUAGUUCAUGAUGCUGGUAUGGAUUCUCCAAGCUUCUGCAGUACAAGUGAUGAUGGCACUGAUGUGUUGGCAGAGGAUGAAUCUCUGUGCAGUCCUAGUGGUAGUCUUGGUGAUCUAUCAGAAAAUUUAGAAGAUCAAACAAGUGUAUCACGUACACCUUCUCCCGAUGAGCCCUAUAAGAGAAGAAAAAAUUCUCAAGAUAUUGAUGUUGAUGGUGAUUUAUAUACCGAAACGUCUUACAGUGGAACUGCCAGCUGUCAAAUACCCUCUCCGUGUCCAAGUGAAUGUGAGGGAGCAACUGAAGCAAUCCAGUACAGAGAUGUGCUUCUUUUGUUCCGCUUUAAUGAUCGUGACCUCCCUUUUGCAUUACGAAAGAUAAUUAUGUCUGAUUUGCGAUUACUUACCUUAUUGGAGGCUGGACUUCCAUCUUGGGUAGUUUUCUUUCAGUCUUAUCCGGUAUUUUGCCAUAUCUAUCGGCCAUGGAUGUGCCCUCUAGCAAGAGCUCUAUACGUUGCGAUUUCCUUUGUUACCGUCGUCAUUGGUUUCUAUGAUUUGUACAAAAAUGUCCCUGUUCUUAAGGCAACUGCUUCCCGUAUGUUUGGACCUCUUUUUGACUGGAUAGAAACGUGGGAGAUGAUAUCAAGGAUCAAGUACUUGGGAACUAUGUUGUUUUUGCAUAAUGCUGAGAAGGCUAUCAUGUGGUUCUUGAUGGUGACACGCACUGUUCGAUCACUUUUUUCGGUUCUCACACAGCCGUUGGUUGCACCAUUUCUGGUAGUUAUGGACGCCCUAUUUCCCUUUUGCAACUUCUUUAUCGAGAUGGGGGAGAGUCUAUACUCAUUCAUUUGCAUUCUGCUGGAUACUUCUUGGAACGUAUUGGAGGAUCUAAUUGAGAUUCUACUGCUUCCUGUGUGGUUCAUCUCAUCAGCCAUUUGCACCACUGCUAUUAUGCUUCCUAUAUUCUGGUUCCUUUGGGGAGUAAUUUGUGCUCCGAUUCACCUCCUUAUGGGACUAUCCAACUUUGUGGGAUUUAUAUACAAGUACAUGUAUGAUUUAGUUGGAGCUAUAUGGCUGUUUGUGAGCAGCCUAUUAAAAGUAGCUUCAAAUACUGAGGCAACCGUGCACACUUACGAGGUUUCUAUGUGGCGUGCCCUGUGGAAUGACCUUUUCUCUCAGAUUUUCCGUGCUAUCAAGAGCAUUUUAUAUGGCGUUGUUGCAUUCUUUGCAGCUUGCAAUAGACACCGAUUAAGCAUAUACAACCAUUUACUGGAGUUCAUUCGAAGACCUUAUCGGCCAGCCGAAAUACCCGAGCCCUUGAUUUUUAACAAUAGAGUACAGAAACCUGGAAGUAGGACUCCGCCGCCAGAACCCAAGGAACGAAGGCCAUUGCCGAAUAAAAUCACGAAGCAAAGCUGACAAGAUCUUUCAUGCAUUCUUUAUUGAGAUCGAAUG
Messenger RNA from Cynara cardunculus var. scolymus (artichoke), 2194 nucleotides. RefSeq lists its product as uncharacterized. The record is from RefSeq and is a predicted model, not a curated record. NCBI's taxonomy places the organism in Eukaryota, Viridiplantae, Streptophyta, Magnoliopsida, Asterales, Asteraceae. The transcript is spliced from 10 exons. The coding region runs from base 107 to 2158 and encodes 683 amino acids.